AUGGGAUCAGUAAGCAAGGAGAUACUGCACGACGUUACUCCAUACAUAAGAGUCUACAAAGAUGGAACCAUAGAAAGACUCGUCGGCUUAGACGUUGUUCCUGCAUCUUUCGAUAUCGACACCGGUGUCACCUCCAAGGACGUCGUAAUCUCUCCAGAAACCGGUGUCUCCGCCAGGCUCUACCGUCCAACUCUCACCACCGCCUCAGAAAAAUUCCCUCUCAUCAUCUACUUCCACGGCGGAGCAUUCUGCAUCGCAUCGCCCUUCUAUCCCAAGUACCACCGGUCACUUACCAACCUCGUUUCAGAAGCACGUGUCAUCGCCGUCUCCGUCGAUUACCGGCUCGCACCAGAGCACCCACUUCCGGCAGCCUUCGAUGACUCACACGCCGCUCUCCGGUGGGUCUCCUCACAUGCUCCCGGUGGAACCGGGACGGAAGAAUGGAUAAAAGAAAACGUUGACUUCAACCGUGUCUUCCUUGCCGGCGACAGCGCCGGAGCAACCAUAGCUCACGACAUCGCCAUGCGAAUAGGAUCAAACCCAGACCCGACAAUUCUGAAGCUUUCGGGUAUUGUUUUAAUAAACCCGUAUUUCUGGGGAAAAGAGCCAAUCGGGUCAGAGAAAGCGGAUCCUGUGAGGAAAGCUAUGGUGGACAAAUGGUGGGAGUUCGUAUGCCCAUCGGAUUCCCAUCUCGGAUUAGACGACCCGUUAAUCAACCCGCUGAGGGACGGAGCUCCGGAUAUGUCGGGUCUGGGUUGCGGGCGGGUGAUUGUAACCGUUUCUGAAAAGGAUAUAUUAAGAGACAGAGGGUGGGCGUAUUAUGAAACUCUGGUGAAGAGCAAAUGGGAAGGCAAAGUAGAGAUGAUAGAGAUCGAAGGUGAAGAUCAUGUAUUCCAUAUUUUUGACCCUAAUGGGGAAAAAGCCCUAAAUAUGAUGAAAAGGUUGGGUAGUUUUAUAAACCAACAAUAA
This is a messenger RNA of Lactuca saligna, 969 nucleotides long. NCBI's taxonomy places the organism in Eukaryota, Viridiplantae, Streptophyta, Magnoliopsida, Asterales, Asteraceae. The record is from the annotation of a GenBank genome assembly.